CUCGUUUGUCCUCGCUCGUUGAUACAAACACUUGUGGCAUUUCAUACUAGCCAAUAUUUACCUUUUCGUUCAUCACCAGGUCCAGACAAUGAUUGCGACAAGGGCACAAGACUCCACGAAAGUCCAUACAACCGAGAACACUGUGCAAGUGGGCUCCUUCGGAUUCGAUGAUCCGCAAGCCGAUGCAGAGAACAAUCCAGAUCAUGAUCCUGCAGACGAAACCAUCCCAUGGAAGCUCAAGUGGAUUGCUCUUCUCUGUUUCGUCUCUUUUCCAAUCGGGCAGACCUGGACGCAAUCGAGUCUCGGGCCGCUGAAACACACACUUCGCAACGAGCUCGGCAUUUCCAACACACAAUUCGGCGUCGUCAGUAGUGCUGAUGCCAUUGUCAACUCGGUUUGGCCAAUCAUAGGCGGUGUCCUUCUCGACUGGUUUGGCCCAAACAUCAUCGUGCUGCUGUGCACAGGCAUCAUCUUCAUCGGAUCCAUACUGGCUGCCUCUGCCACCAAUCUUGGAGUCUGGCGUGUACUUACAGGAGGGCACAUCCUCAUGGGCUUUGGUAUCGCUGUCUUGGAUACCGCUCAACAGAAGUUCUUCUACCACUGGUUCCGUAUAUCAGGGUUGGCUUUUGCGUUCGGAUUUGAGAAUGCGAUCAAUAAGACGGUCAGCUUGGUUGCAGGCAUGACGGCUAUACCUAUCCGCAAUUCGACUGGCUGGUAUGGCUGGAGCUUCUGGAUCCCUGCCGUGUUCUGCGGUAUGUCGACCUUGUUUGCCAUUGCUUACAUACUUUUCGAGAAAUACAUCGUCCCUGAAAGAUUCAGGCUGAAGUCAGGUCGGCAAACAUCGAUUUCAUCAGAUGACCUGGCUCAAAAGAGAAAGGUUGUGUCUUUUGGGACCAUCUUGCGAUUGCCUUGGGCGUUCUGGAUGCUCCCAAUGACACAGCUUCUACAAUCUGGUGCUGCAGGAGGAUUUAGUGUCAGUGCUGCAGACAUCAUCAGGAUGAAAGGCUAUACUGAAGCCGUCGCUGGCUAUCUCUCGACAGCACAAGACAUACUACCCAUUGUGUUGAGUCCGAUUCUUGGUAUUGCCAUAGACAGGUAUGGUCAUCGGUUCCACUGGGUUGCUCUCGCGCCUGUGUUCUGGAUCAUGGCUUGCUCUCUCAUUGGCUUCACGUCAGUCCACCCACUCGCGGCACUGGUCUUCUCCAGCCUGGCAGGGGUGAUCAAUUCGAUGCCUCUACAGAUCUGUAUUCCUUUGCUGGUCAUGGAUCAGAACAAGUUGGGUACGGCCUUUGGGCUGUGGCGAGCGUUCAACAACUCUGGCUCAACGAUCAUGGACAUUGCAUUUGGUGUCCUCCAGGAUGGCACUGAGGGCCAGGGAUACACUCGGGUGUUGCUCUUGGCAAUUGGUAUCAAGUGCUGGGCGUUCUGUCUGGGAGUGUCGUACAUCCUUGUCGACUAUUUCAAGCUUGGUAAGGGCAUGACGAUGACCAGGAAGCAACGUCAGAAGCGCGAAGCCAUCAUCGAAGAUGCGGCCAACGACCCCUUGACCCGCCGGACAAUUGUCCCAAAGGUUACAUAUGCCGGCCUUGGUCUGUUGACUUCGAUUGUCAUGACAGCAUGGGUUGUAUUCAUCAAGUAUCUUUUGUAG
Molecule: messenger RNA, 1648 nt
Organism: Aureobasidium pullulans EXF-150
Lineage: Eukaryota; Fungi; Ascomycota; Dothideomycetes; Dothideales; Saccotheciaceae
Product: MFS general substrate transporter
Exons: 2
Coding region: 89-1648 (519 amino acids)
Biological process (GO): transmembrane transport
Molecular function (GO): transmembrane transporter activity
Source: RefSeq, a predicted model, not a curated record